Molecule: messenger RNA, 1044 nt
Organism: Ctenocephalides felis (cat flea)
Lineage: Eukaryota; Metazoa; Arthropoda; Insecta; Siphonaptera; Pulicidae
Exons: 5
Coding region: 1-1044 (347 amino acids)
Cellular component (GO): extracellular region
Molecular function (GO): chitin binding
Source: RefSeq, a predicted model, not a curated record
AUGACGUCACAUCAAACGGAUUUAGAUGCCGAGCAGGAGCAGCAGCUAAAAACUAUUCCUGGACAACCUGUUAAAGACUACCCAGUGCACGAUUUUAUUCCAAAAACUGCUUUUAGUUGCCAAGGACGAGAACCCGGUUACUAUGCCGACCAGGAAGCUAAUUGUCAGGUUUUUCAUGUGUGUGGUACAGCCGCACACAAGACAUCCUUUCUGUGUCCAAAAGGCAGUAUUUUUAACCAAAGGCAUCUGGUGUGCGACUGGUGGUACGAUUUUGAUUGCCAUUCUGCUUCUGAUUUCUACAUCACUCCUGCUCCAGUUUUCUUAGAAAUUAUACCGUCUGGUGAUUUAUUCCUUGUUGAUGAUGGAAAUCAUCCAGGACAAUUGGAUGCUACUGGAUAUGAUUUGCAGGUUGCUCAUUCUGGCGGAAACCAAGGACCCCGCGAUAAUCUUGCAGAUCCCCAACAUCAACUCGAACCCAAUCUCGUCAAUCAGAAUGGAUCCAAUUUCGACACCAGGAGUCCAAAUAGCGCACACGACAAAAACGUCCAGAUUACCGAUGAUAGAAGACAACAGCAGCAGCAAUUUCCUGUAAACAGACAAAAUAAUUAUCAGGACAACAGAAACUUCAACUCCAGAUUCGACGAUAAUAGAAGAAACCAAGGUGGUAAACGUCAUCCUGCUUCUGGAGGCGUGGACUUGGAGGAACUAAAGAGGAAUGAAGAAGCUAAGAGGUUUGAAGCUUUGGAAGCCAAUAGAAGAGCUGAAGAAGAUAAGAGAAGAUUUGAGGAGAACAGAAGAUUGGAGCAGAGUAAGAACAAUGAUUUGGGAGUUCGUAGACCGGAUGAAAAUAUAAGGGGUAAAAACGUGGAUGGUCAAAGAUUUAACGCUGGAGCCAAUCAGGAGAACGUUUUUUUGAAUCGGCAGAUUUUGGAUGAUGGUAGGAAGAAUGUUCCAAAUCAAAAUGAACAAAUUGGUCAAAGGAAUAAUAGUACGGGAGCGGCAUAUGGAACUUUAUACAAUGGUGAAGCUGAAAAAAUUAAUUAA